Molecule: messenger RNA, 4366 nt
Organism: Oxyura jamaicensis (ruddy duck)
Lineage: Eukaryota; Metazoa; Chordata; Aves; Anseriformes; Anatidae
Gene: RAB9B
Product: RAB9B, member RAS oncogene family
Exons: 3
Coding region: 1038-1643 (201 amino acids)
Biological process (GO): retrograde transport, endosome to Golgi; Rab protein signal transduction
Cellular component (GO): phagocytic vesicle; lysosome; late endosome
Molecular function (GO): GTP binding; GTPase activity
Source: RefSeq, a predicted model, not a curated record
UGGUAGGCAGGCCAGGCAAAUCAAAGCCGCCGGCUUCUUCCAGAUCGAGUGACUGUUAUGCUGGAGGAAGGCAUUCCCUGGAGAGUCCCGGAGACAGAAGUGCAGUAUUGCUAGAGCAGGUACAGUACGGAGAGCAGCAAAACAAAUCUCUUCUUCUCUGUCGGGCAUUUACCUUCGCUCAUAGAAUGCCCCUGGGAGGGGGAGGACUGGUUGGCGCUUGGCCUUUUUCCUGCGGCUGCUGACUAAGGAGGCUGUGGUGUUGGGCUUGUUGCAAUGUGAACUUGCACCUGUGCCCUAGCAAACUGGACUGCGAAAAGCAUUGCCAAGAAGGAGCAGCAGAGAAGCCGGGUCUCUGUGCCCAGGAAACCUCUUCCGAGCUGUAGAGCUCAUGCACAGAAAACAAGCGCAGCUCCACUUCUAAGCGUGGAGACCUGCUGCUUCCAUUUCACACCUGAUGGAAGAACUGUGUGCUGGAAAACUUGCCUAAUAGCCAGCUCUACCAGGUGCUCUGCUAAGAGAUUAUCUCCUAUUUACAAAAUUUGUUCAGAAAUGGGGAUGGCAGUUCCAUAUUCUAUUAUUUCCUGUGCACCUGCAGCAAAAUCCAGAAGUUGGAGUUUCACUCCGUACUUCCCCUGAAAUAACGCAGAGAAUGGACAGUAGCAGAAGGCUGCUGUUACAGUACUCCACUUGAAAUCUAGGGUGGACUUGCAGUUAUUUCCUAAACCUCUUGGAAAUCCCAGCGUAAUGGUGAGGAGCACAAAUGUUGCAUUCUUUAUUCCAGUGUGCACCAGUCCCAGCACCACUGCUUAAUUUCUGACGGGGACCAGAACAACUGGGAGAGAUUCCAGGGCUGUGGAUUUACUUCCUUCAUCUCCUGAGUGCAUGUGGAGUCCAAGUCAGUCUUUCACUACAAGCGACAGGACCUCUAGGUCCUCAGCUGGGUGAUUUCCUGCAGAAUUAGUGAUUCCAAUAGCUGUUCUACACUGUUUCUGGACUCUGUAGAUUGCCUCGGUGCUGUGGCCCUCCGUCCUGCUGCAAUGAGUGGGAAGUCCUUGCUCUUAAAGGUCAUUCUGCUGGGGGAUGGUGGAGUUGGGAAAAGCUCCCUCAUGAACCGGUACGUCACCAACAAGUUUGACUCGCAGGCGUUCCACACGAUCGGCGUGGAGUUCUUAAACCGGGACCUGGAGGUGGAUGGGCGUUUUGUGACCCUCCAGAUCUGGGACACUGCGGGGCAGGAGAGAUUCAAGAGCCUGCGAACCCCCUUUUACAGGGGAGCCGACUGCUGCCUGCUGACCUUCAGCGUGGACGACCGGCAGAGCUUUGAGAACCUCAGUAACUGGCAGAAGGAGUUCGUCUAUUACGCUGACGUGAAGGACCCCGAACACUUCCCCUUCGUAGUUCUGGGCAACAAGAUCGACAAGCUGGAAAGGCAGGUGAGCACCGAGGAGGCGCAGGCCUGGUGCAUGGAGAACGGUAACUACCCCUACCUGGAGACUAGUGCCAAGGAUGACACCAACGUGGCGGUGGCCUUCGAGGAGGCCGUGCGGCAGGUGCUGGCGGUGGAGGAGCAGCUAGAGCACUGCGUGCUGGGCCACACCAUCGACCUGCACUCCAGCUCCAAGUCGGGGUCCUCCUGCUGUUAAGAGAGGCUGCUGCUUCGGGAACGUCGCUUGGACCGGCGGCUGGAUCGGAAUAAGUGCGGGCAGCUCUGGGGCACUCUGAGGACGGCGGCCACAAGGACAAUAGGUGGUUUGCUCACUGGGGAGUUUGCAGCCUUACCGUCUGAAUUCUGGCUGGAGUUUCUGGGCACGAAGGAUGUAUCUACAGGAGGGAGAUGUCAGAGAGCAUGCGAAUGUAGUCCUGCUUCCAUCUCUGCCUGUUUUAGCAGGUUUAAAGGACUGGGUUAAACUAAAGACAGUUUCGAUCUGUACCGAGAACUGCCUGCAGAACAAAGCUGAGGGCGCUCCAGACACUCUUUGAAGUAUUUUAGUCCUGAACUCAAAAAAUACUAGACCCACUAAACUCAUGACCCUACUGCCAAAGGAAAGUCUGCUCAGCAUACUGAGUGAAACCUGUUGGGGAGGCUGUAGCCCACACAACUGUGAGAAUGCCAGGUACUGGAGUGGUGAGAUGUGUGUAUCUGUUCCUUGGGAUCAAUGCAUUCUGUCCUGAGACUGAAUUGUGCUAGGAAUUGUUAGAACUCUGUUACGAAACAACAUGCAAAGGACAGAAGAAACCGAAUGCUGCAGCAUCACUUCUUCGUAGCUGCCUGUUUCUGGUCUGUUUUCCCCCACCUUUAACUUUGUCUUGUAUGGGUGUUAUUUUGUGGAGAGACUGGCUGCUGCUUGUUUAAUGUGUUUCCUUGUCUCUUCUGGAGGCCCGACACCAGAUCUUGCUUCUCAUAUCUUGAAUAGCCCUGGAUGAAAAAUACCAACCUGGGUAGUCACCAGGUCAUGUCAAAGGGUUUAGAGUUACUCGGGAGUUCAGGAGACCUGGAGCGUGAAUCCCCAGCGGGUUUCUGCCAGAAGUAAUGGCUGUGUCCAGACGACGUGCUCUGGCAGACUGGAUGGAAGGUGUGUGGGAUGUCUCCUCGGAGUGCAGGUGGCUGUUAAACCCGCUCCUUCUGUGCGUGGGGCCGGUGACCACCGUGCUUUGUUAGCUGGUGGGUCAGCAUCUUCGGUUGCUUUAACUUAGAUGUUCCUAUUUAGAUGCUGCAACGUUAAUACCUGUUCUGUCAGGGGCGGUGCUCUCAGCACAGUUAACUCACGCCAUUGCCCUGGCCCUUGCUCCCUACAGGAGAAUCAAAAACAUUUUGUCUGUAACUCAACUGACGUGCUACUGGUAGCGAAUGGCUGCUCAGUUAAUUGGCCCUUGUUAAUGGCAGCUGUGUUCAGUCCACUGUGGAGAGAUCUGGAGUGAUUCCACUUCUGUUCAAGGUGGCUGAAAAACAUGGGGGGGGCAGGAAGCCUUCUAGGAAAGGAUGCCAGGCUUUGCUAACCCCAGCUCCUGCCCCCUGCUAGGUGUUAGUCCCGAGCUAUUUGUGUGUAGCAGAGAGGUCAGCGCUUGCUGGCUGCUGUCUUUGCCAUUGUAACCUCAUGUCCUGCAGCUUCCCGUGCGAGUGUUUGUUCAGAACUAUGGCUUUGCCUGUAAGCACGUAGGAGCCUGUCACGGGAAGAGCUUUCCUGAGUGUGUAUCCGCUAGCUGCUGAAUGCAGUUCCUACUGUGAUGAGCUACCGGAUUGCAAAUCGCGUAGCUCACGUAGAGCAGCCUCAUAUACUCUGCUUUAGAGCAGGAUAGUCUCCGCUCUCACACUGGCUGGUGGCAGCUAACCCCCAUCCCCUGGCAGUCUCUGAACUUGCAGGGUGUCUCCUCUGGGAACUCAGGGUGAUCCUGCCCUUCUCACAGGGCAGCCACACGUGGAAGGGGCUGAAGCUUUAAUACAAAGUGCUUUGGAGGGAUCUGAUUUCUAAACAGGGCUGAACAUUCACAUUCACAGGAAUGGAUAGGGAGUGCUUGCAGCCUCUGGAAAAUCAGGUCCCUUGAAGUAUAAGAGAAGGCUCUGCCUCUGUAGGUGCAACAUAUUUUUACAGGAUUUUAAAAUUAAUGUUACUAUUUAUUUAACAAUGUCUGACCUCCACCUACCUUUAGAUUUUUCUUCAGUUCAAGACAGCUUAAUAUUUCCUUCAAGAUCCCAAACUCUGACCUGUGGUCCUGCUCCGAACAGCCACGUUCCAUUGGAGCUCAUUCCCACAGAGGCCAUCUGGGCUCAGGCUCCUGUUUGCUGUCCAGCCUGGCACGGGGGCUGCAGAGGAAGCUCCCUGCAGGUGAAACUGCCCCUGUCCCAGCACGGAUCUUGUGAUCUGUGUGAGGACCGUACCUCCGGUGGGCGAGGGCAGGGACGGAGCAGCCUGUGGUGCAGGAGGAAUACAUGCACAGCAUGCUGUUUGCCGUGCCUCGGGUGCGUGUUGACGCUCCUGGCUGAAGCUCAAGAGCCUCAUGGUUCACAGGCUGUGCAAACUGUGUGUGUUCCCUGGAGGGUGCUGCGCAGCAUCUUUUAUUUCUAGCAGAUGUUGGAUUGCCUUUUUAAAACAAAAAAUAUUUUGUUAGGCUUAUGUGUUUUUAAAAAUCCAUUAAAAAGUAUAGUAUAAUAUAUUUAAAUUGUUUAAUUUAUUCUAAAUGAUACGCACAAUUUCCGAAGGAGCCAGGAUCUUGAACUCUGUUGCAAAGUUCAGUGCCAACAGCUGUCCUCUCCCUGUGUCCACUCAUGCUGCUGCAGUUGUUGCUAUCGCUACGGAACUGGAAUUGUAAAACUGAGAUUCUACCUUUAUUUAAGCAAAUAAAACAUGGAUGUACUCGAGUGAAGUCA